Molecule: messenger RNA, 4187 nt
Organism: Physella acuta
Lineage: Eukaryota; Metazoa; Mollusca; Gastropoda; Physidae
Source: RefSeq, a predicted model, not a curated record
AUCCCAACGUUCAUGUACUCAGCGAACCUCCACCAAAUCCCAACGACCACGUACUCAGCGAACCUCCACCAAAUCCCAACGUUCACGUACUCAGCGAACCUCCACCAGCCUUGGCCUCGCGAAUGGAGAACGCUAUUACCCAAGCACCCAAGGAAACAACCCCCACCCUGAGUCCAGUUCAAACAAAGCAACCGACUAGGGCUGAGGUUGGUUUUGUAAAAUCGCAAGAGCUAAAGUUUAGCAUUCCACCAAAAGUCGAGAGCUCUAGAAUUUUAAACGACAAACGUUUUCCACCAUCAAAGACCACUUUCAUCGCCAAGAAGCAAUCAGAUCACGACAAAGGCAUCUCAGAGCAGCCAACAUUGCCUAGUGAGAAAAACCUCGGUUCAAAUGAACCGGAAAUUGCCGUCAGUAGGAAGUCUGAGGAACAAGACCACUUGAAGCGUCUCACAAACGACUACAACCCUCGAUGGGUAAAUCAGGAAAAGAGUUAUCGGCAAUUGUCAUCACCGCGUUGUGUGCUCGGCCAAGCUCAGCUACUUGCUCAGACAAACGAAGACGAGUGCUCAGCCCAGGACAAGGGGAUAUACGUCCAUCAGGGAGGGACGUCACUCGGUCAUAGAUCAGACGUGACAAGUUCGGUUGACAUUUCAAAUAUAGAGCCAGAAGUCAAGAUUUCAAAUACAGCCACACACCAAACCAUGGAUGAAUUCAAGAAAGUCGCACACCGGAGCAAGAGUGAGCUCAAAACAUCCCCACAACCAAAUGACAGUCCCGCGAACACUGGCAGAGAAACGUCCUCACGGUCCCGACAAGUCGCGGGGCCAGAAAUCCUCACACGUGAAUUUAGAACAUUGAGAUCUGUUGGGACUAAUAGUGAGUCUAGCUCAAAACUACCUGCUCAAACAGACGAGCUUAGCUCAAAACUACCUGCUCAAACAGGCGAGCUUAGCUCAAAACUACCUGUUCAAACAGACGAGCUUAGCUCAAAACUACCUGCUCAAACAGGCGAGCUUAGCUCAAAACUACCUGCUCAAACAGGCGAGCUUAGCUCAAUACAAUUAUCUAAAACAGACGAGCUUAGCUCAAAACUACCUGCUCGAACAGACGAGCUUAGCUCAAUACAAUUAUCUAAAACAGACGAGCUUAGCUCAAAACUACCUGCUCAAACAGACGAGCUUAGCUCAAAACUACCUGCUCAAACAGGCGAGCUUAGCUCAAAACUACCUGCUCAAACAGACGAGCUUAGCUCAAAACUACCUGCUCAAACAGGCGAGCUUAGCUCAAAACUACCUGCUCAAACAGGUGAGCUUAGCUCAAAACUACCCGCUCAAACAGGCGAGCUUAGCUCAAUACAAUUAUCUAAAACAGACGAGCUUAGCUCAAUACAAUUAUCUAAAACAGACGAGCUUAGCUCAAUACAAUUAUCUAAAACAGACGAGCUUUACGCUGAUGAAAAAGAAGAGUUUAGCUUUAAACUAUCUGCUAAAAAAGACGAGCUUAACUCAAAACCAGCUGUUGAAAAAGAAGAGUUUAACUCAAAACUUGCUAAAAUACGUGAGCUUAACUCAAAACUAGCUGUUGAAAAAGAAGAGCUUAACUCAAAAUUAGUUGAUGUGCAUGACAAGAUUGGCUCAAAACUAACUUCUAAAGCACGUGAGCUUAGCUCAAAGCGAGCUGUUGAUAAAGAAGAGCUUAACUCAAAACUAGCUGAUGAGACAGACAGGCUUGGCUCACAACUAACUGCUAAAACACGUAAGCUUAACUCAAAACUAGCAGUUGGAAAAGAAGACCUUGGCUCAAAACUAUCUGCUAAAACAGAUGAACUUAAUUCAAAACAAGCUGCUGAAAAAGAAGAGGUUAACUCAAAACAUGCUCAAAUACGUGAGCUUAACUUAAAACAAGCUGUUGAAAAAGAAGAGCUUAGCUUAAAACGAGCUGCUACAACAGGCGACCUUAGCUCAAAACCUACCGCCCCAACGUGCGCGCUAAGCUCAACAUUACCCACGGCCACGGGUGAGCUUAGACCCACUCAGGUGUGUGAUCGUAUGCCCACAUCAGCUGCUGCUACCCAGUGGGGAAACUCUCACCAACUCUCAACUCAACCCGCGCGCCAAAACAAACAAGACCACACGGAAGAUGGCACGUACUUCAUUCAAGACACGUUUUCAGGCUCCCUAGAUCGUGAGAACGACGAGCCCAACAGCGACGUUUCCAAGAGAGACGCGUCUAGGAGCCACAGACUCGACUCGGAUAUCAGCAACCAGACUAUCUGUGUGUCUUCCGAGCCGUUCCACUCCAUCUGGGCCGUCCCAUCCUUGUCCUCGUCGCUCGCCAGUCAUCACAAAGUCAACAUUCAAGCCAGCUUCUUCAGUAAGAAAAUCAAUGAACGCUGCUUGCGAAUGAAAUCAAACGUCGUAGAUCGAACAGAGCAAUGCAAGUUAAAUUUAAAAAGAAAAUACUACAGUCCUUCCGCCAAAUGUCCAGGCCAAACUUCGUGCAGACGAUGUCACAGUUUGCCGGAAUUAGGGAACAACCACUUGGAUAAAUCUUUUAACGCCCCCGUCUCGUUUGAUGAUACAAGUCUACAAUUAACAUUGAAAAGUAAAACAUGUUUGGACUUCCCAAAUUUUCAGAGGGGAAAGUCUACCAACAAAUCGAUCAGAAUUCAGAAACAAAGUUUGCAUACCCGGUUAGGCGAAGAAAAUGCCGUGCGGCCGAAGACGGAUAAACAAUACAGAAAAGUUAAUAAGCUCGAAGAUUUUCUUUUGGCUGAGGAGCUUAAGCAACAGAAUGGAUUAUCCACGGUGUAUUCACGCCUGCGGUUGGAGCUUGACCAGACGUCUUCGCCAUCUUCGACGACUGAUCUCGACCUAAAUUACCAAUGUCAAACCAAAUUCGUUGAAGACGCGAUCAAAAGUUUAGAACAACGAACUAAACGUAAAUUAGAUCAUUUUAGGAGGAACUCCUCCGAUGAUUCUUCGCUGGAUGAUUCAGACACGGCAACAACAAACACUCUGUCUAGCAGACGGACCAGCCUCUGUAACAACAGCUCCGCGUUCAUUCGACAAGACGCACGUCCGCCGUCAUUGUUCUCUUCCAGACGUCUCGACCACAACUCCCCGAGUCCACCACAACCAGGUCAGCAUCAGCUCCGCGAGAUUGGUCCAAGUUCUUCGUCCACCCAAGGGAGAGCAACGGGCAAUCCACCAGCCCAAGUUUCAACAACGCAGGCCUGUCGUUAUCAAGUCAACCAGAACCACACAGCGUCCUACUAUGGGCGUGAUGAGCUUACACCACAAAAUCCUGUUCACGUGGACUCCAGCUUUAUCGGAUCUUCCCUCCAGUCGGAUAAUCUCACUCCGCUGUUAGAAAUAGGCGGAUGUAAACCUAGCUAUGACAAGAGACGUGUUACGGAAGCCUCCACUAAAGAAGCGAUAGCUAGCACUGCUGUGAACAGACCCGAGGAAGGGGCAUCAAAAACGACUAAAGCCAAUGUCGCCAACGCGCUGGAGAUUCCCGUGGACAUCUACACAGUCCCGCUAUGGCGGCCACUCAAGACCGAUCAGUCGCAGAAAAAAAGUAAAAAGAAAAAAGAUGGCGUGGCGACACGAACGGUGGUGAUCUCCGGGCCGCUGAGCAACUUCACAAUUCCUGUCAAAAGACAUUUCAAGGAGCAGUUGGCCGCCACAGCAGACGACGCCGGCGUCAGGCCGGUCGAGGUGGACGGCACUCUCCCAGAGGCUAAGGACGUGGCGCCACCUGCCCACCACGCCCCACUUCCGGCCACCGAGCCUGCAGACGACCAGAAGAGAGGCUGGAUAGGCAAAGUCAGGAAAAUUUUACCGUUUCGUAAAAAAGAGAAAUCGCCGAAAAAAAAAUGAGUUGAGCCGGAAGUUAAACGGCCAUGCGAGAUGUUCGCCCAGCAAAACGUGAUGGAUGACAAAUCCCAUCCAACACAAAACAUGAUGGAUGACAAAUCCCAUCCAACACAAAACACAAUCGCAGCUCUGCAAUGAUUGGACAGAAACUUGACCCGUUGAGAAACUAGCCAUACAGAAAGACUACCCGAACAACAUAAAUUAACAGCUCGUGCCCUUGAAGGAAAUUUUUCUUCACUCAAUGAAUUAAUAAUAACACCAUUUUAAUUUUUGUCAGUCGUAUAUAAUCAUUAAAUAGUAUGUAAA